AGUAUCAAAGUACACAAACAGAGCCAGCCGUUGACGUCAGGAUGCGGUGGAUUAGUUUGAUACUCGCCUGUGCAGUGCUGUCAACGACAUUUGCUGAACCGGACCCAAAGAAAUAUAAACCAGACACAGUAACGAAGAACAAAAACUCAAACUCAAGUUUAACAGACGAAGAAAGAAAAUUUUUAAGAGAAGUAGAAGCUAAAUUUGGUGUUAAAUCAGAUGUAUUGCCUGAAAUAAAAAAAGUUAAUGAAGAAAAGAAUAAGACUGAAACAAAAUCGGAACCGUCAAUAAAACCACCAUUUCCAGCUGUUAUAGCUAUAGAAAUAGUCAAUGAUACAGAAUCAAAGCCAAAAAAUGGGAAGCGAACAAUCGACGCUAACCUUGGUUAUGGAUAUAGGACCAAUAACGGGUAUACAUACUCUUAUUUGGGGCGCCCAGGUCAAGAGAAAGGCAAGUUUAUGAUAUACCCAUAUUCACAAGAAGAUAUUCCGCCAGCGCGUCCUAAUCAAUAUUCCCACCAAUCUUCAGGAUCCUACACUUCAUCGUCUCCACAAUCUCCUAAUGUAGAAAUUCAACCUUCAAAAGCGUAUGAACUGGUUGAAAUGAAAGAUGAACCGCAGCCUUAUCAGUACAACAGGCCAACUGAACAAAGACUUAAUUAUGAUAUAAAAGGACUCGUCACACCUCCAGCGUAUACCCCUCAAAGUCAUCAACAACCUAUCCAGGCUCCACCAACUACCUUGUAUACAACCUAUAAUGGUGAACGGCUCUCUGGCCUAAGCGGACAAUUUCCAAUGGUUAUGCCAAAUUACUUUGUAGAUCCAUCACAAUUGCUAAAGUAUCCUCAGUUCCAAAGCGCAGGAUUAUCACAGGAUCAUUUACGCUCUUCGGGUUCACCAGUACAGCAAAAGGUUGUGCCUGUCUUAGUACUUAGAAUCCCAAGUUCAUAUAUCAAAAAUCCAUCAGCUGAGCUAUAUGCUAAUCUACCGCAAAAUUACCCCUUAUCUCAAUAUUUAAAUCAAGUUAAUUUACAAGAAUUAGUUAACAAUUAUUUCAAGAAAAUUGGUUACUCUUUUGCACCUCAAGUUAUGGCAUAUCAGAGACCGCUUUUAGCAGAUGCUGUAUCAACGCCAGUGACGCAAUAUGAACCACAACAUUAUUCUGCUCCAUACAUUAAUCCAUCAUAUACUCAAUCAGAUUAUUCUGGGGUUCAGUAUUCUGCUGUAAAACCAGUAAUGGCUAGGUAUCCUUUGAGUUAUACUCGCCCUCAAUACUAUAUUCCUUCCGCUCAGACGGCUUAUCAACAGCCUGCUCAACAAUAUCAAUAUACUUACCAAUACGUACCUAAUACGUCAAGUCAACAGACGUAUUAUAUUCAACCACAAUCACAACAGACUGAGCAAGAGCAUCAAACUGAACAAGUUUCUCAGCAAACACAUGUUCAAGAUACAGCUAAUCAAGUAGAAUAUGUGUCUCAACAAGAAGUUCAUGUCACUACUGCGGCUCCCUCACUCGAAUACGGGACACCUGAAACGCCAACUGAAUCCGAACAUAAUUCUGUUGAAUCUGUAGCUCCUCAAUACGAGGCAGCACAUGCUUCUACCCAAGAAUAUGGAACACCAAAAGCCGAAAAUGUGGAAUACGCUUCAAAGGAACCAGCAGUUGAAUAUACUGGCCCUACGAGGGUAAACAUACCAGUUGCGUACACUACUCAGGGUCAUCACGAUACUAUUGCUGUAUAUCCUUCGCAGGCUGGUCAUAUUCCCCGUCAUUAUAGCUCACAAGCCGAUCUUGGAGCACAAUAUUAUUAUCAAGGCCAAUCACCUGCAAGUCAUCAAAAUAGCAACUUAGUAUUAACUGAAAACUACCCAAGUAAAGACCACACUAUUGCUACAGUUUUACCUUACAGUUAUAAACAAGCAGCGAAAUCUAAUGCGGGCGCUGUCCAAUCGGUUAGUUACGUUACACCAAUGCCAUUUUCUUCUAAAUAUCAGUCGCAAUACAGAAUAAUGGUGCCACAGAUGGUUUUUAAGAAUCCUAGUAGUGAGAAGGUAGCUUAUGUUAAUUCUCACUCGCUACCGUAUAGCCAAAAUAGUCAGGAACAUAAUCCUGAGGCAGAAUAUACUGUGCCAUCUCACUACAGUCCUCCUGUUGGAAGACAAAGACCGCCUUCUUACCCUAAAAAUUAUCAUUCUACUCCGAAAAGAAUGGUUAAACCUCAAGAUAAAUCAGAUAACGUGUCGCCGAAGAAACAAGUAGAAAGAUCUGAAAAGGAGGCGUAAUUUUAAUUGGUAUUUAUGUUAAUUUUGUAAAUAUUAAUGUAAGCGGAGAUAAAAGUAAGCUUUGCUAUGUUGGUCAUCACACGAAGUUAUGGUAAAAUAAAAUUACAGAAAUCCUUGAGCUUAAAAAGAGAUUUGAAAGUAACAAAUAAAAUGAUGAUGGAAGUAAAUUUAAGGUUGUUACUGAAGCGUACAACAUAGAGUAGGAAUUUAAAAAACCUCCUUUACAUCGAGUAGAUAUACAAUCAUAUUUUUUUAAAAUACAGUAUACCUGUCUUCGUACCACGUACUUUAGUGAGUAAAAGUUUAAUACAACAAUUUUACUAUUUGUUACCUAAAUUAUGCUUGCCUUAAAUAUUGAUCUUAUGAAUUGUUAUUUAUUUCUUAGCCGGAAGAGGCUGUAUAG
This is a messenger RNA of Amyelois transitella, 2685 nucleotides long. RefSeq lists its product as uncharacterized. The record is from RefSeq and is a predicted model, not a curated record. Bases 42 to 2282 code for a protein of 746 amino acids. Lineage: Eukaryota; Metazoa; Arthropoda; Insecta; Lepidoptera; Pyralidae. The transcript has 3 exons.